AUGGCUGAAGCUCUGGGGAGAUCGAUUUAUAGGGCUAGGGAGAAUAGUCAGGUAUCGGGUAUUAGAAUCACUAGCAACCUUGACUCUUUAACACAUCAGCAAUUUGUGGAUGACACUAUGCUAUAUGGGCUUAGCAAUCUAGGUGAGGCUCGGGCUUUUAAGCAAAUCUUGGACUCUUACUCAAUGGCUUCACGUCAGGAAAUCAAUCCAGCUAAAUCGGAAGUCUUCUUUUUUAACACUAAGUUAAGUAUACAAAAAGAAAUUUGUGGUAUUCUGAAUUUCAAUCUAGCAAACCUUCCCUGUAAGUACCUGGGCUUGCCUUCGGAUAAGGGUUCUGGGUCAUCUAAUAUGUGGGAUGGAGUUGUAGAAAAGAUUAAAAGUAGGGUAGCAAUCUUGAAGGGUAAGUGGCUAUCCUUUGCAGGCAAAGCUACUCUGGUCAAAUCGGUUCUGGUUGUUGUGCCUAUCUACCAGCUUUCAUGUUUCAACCUGCCCCAGUCCAAGAAGGAAAUACUAAACAGACAUCUAAGAUCUUUCUUUUGGCAAGGGGCGGAAGAGAAGAAACGUAUCUCCCUAAUGGCUUGGGACAAGAUUUGUAGGCCUAAAUCGGCAAGAGGUAUUGGGAUUAAGGACAUUAAGGUCUAG
This is a messenger RNA of Cryptomeria japonica (Japanese cedar), 642 nucleotides long. RefSeq lists its product as uncharacterized. The transcript has a single exon. The coding region runs from base 1 to 642 and encodes 213 amino acids. The record is from RefSeq and is a predicted model, not a curated record. Lineage: Eukaryota; Viridiplantae; Streptophyta; Pinopsida; Cupressales; Cupressaceae.